This is a messenger RNA of Tetranychus urticae (two-spotted spider mite), 801 nucleotides long. Lineage: Eukaryota; Metazoa; Arthropoda; Arachnida; Trombidiformes; Tetranychidae. The record is from RefSeq and is a predicted model, not a curated record.
AUGGUAAUUCUAAAUAACACACUAAUAUUGAUUUUCCAGAUAGAUGGCUCUGUUUUUUGUAAAUUUGAGCGGCAAAUUUUCUUUAAUUUUUCAAAUUGUUCAAUUGUUUAUCAUCUGAAAAAUAUCUACAUUCGAGUUUAUUUUUAUUUUAAUAUUCUUUUCUUAUUUUUUAUUUACAUUCAGGACGAAGUCUGUAAAUUUUGGCUCAAACAGAAGAUCUCAGUUCGUAAAUUGAUUCUAGGUGUACCCACAUUUGCUCGAACCUUUAAUUUGGCUUAUCCAUUUGGUCAAGGUUUUAACUCACCUAGUGUUGGUCCUGGUUUAGGUAAAGGUCAACUCAAUUAUACCAAAGUUUGCGAGUUCCUGAGUGAUGGUGGAAUAAGUGAAUUCGAUGAGAAAGGGAUGGUACCUUUUGCUCACCGUAACUAUGAUUGGAUAUCCUAUGAGAAUGAACGAAGUCUUUCUAUUAAAUCAAGAUAUGCAGCAUCAAGAAAGAUGGGUGGCGUCAUGACUUAUGCAUUGAAUUACGAUGAUUGGACUGGAACUUGUCGUGAUUCAAAGAGUUUUCCACUGUUAAGAGCUGUUUCCAGUACACUUAAAUUGGCUCAAAUGUCAACCUUUAAAAACUAAUCAACCAACAUGACUAGGAACUUGUUACUCAAAAACCAUAUUUUUUGUUCAUUAUUCGUUAUUAUUACAUUUUUUGUUCUUUUAUAUUUUAUCCUUUGUUUUCAAUGUACAAUUAACUCCGGAUGAUAUGCCAUAAAUUAAUUUAACACACCAUUGAACAAAACCAAAAAA